Molecule: messenger RNA, 657 nt
Organism: Tremella mesenterica DSM 1558
Lineage: Eukaryota; Fungi; Basidiomycota; Tremellomycetes; Tremellales; Tremellaceae
Exons: 3
Biological process (GO): ubiquinone biosynthetic process
Cellular component (GO): mitochondrial inner membrane
Molecular function (GO): 3-demethoxyubiquinol 3-hydroxylase activity
Source: RefSeq, a predicted model, not a curated record
ACUCAUACCCGACCGGAUCUGACGGAAGAACAACAAGAAUUGAUAAGUAAGAUCAUCAGGGUAGACCAGGCUGGUGAAUUGGGAGCGAAUUGGAUAUACAGAGGUCAGAAAUGGGCUAGUUUGAUGAGAGGGGAUUUGAAGACUGCUAAAGAUGUUGAAGAAAUGUGGGAAAACGAAAAACAUCAUCUUCAUAUAACUCAUUUACUUCAAAAACAACAUCAUAUCCGUCCUACACUUCUUUACCCUGUAUGGCAAGGGUUAGCUUUUUUCUUAGGUGCAAGUACAGGUUUAGCAGGAAGAGAAGCUGCUAUGGCAUGUACGGAAGCUGUUGAGACUGUCAUUGGUGAACAUUAUGAUGAUCAAUUAAAAGCAUUACAACCACUCAUCUCUCCUUCUCCUUCAUCAUCUCUAUCAAACUCCACACCCGACUAUCAUACAUCUUCACAAUCCAUGAUCGAUUCGUCAUCCCUUCCAGUCAAACCCCAUCCUUCACUCCCGUUAUUAGCCAAUAUCAUCCGAGAAUUCAGAGAUGACGAAUUAGAACAUCUUGAUAUUGCGGUAGAAGGAGGAGCUCAGAAAGCUCCUGGACACGCUUUCUUAAGUGCCGUAGUGGGAUUAGCAUGUAAAGUCGCUAUUAAAGUAUGUGAGAGGGUUUGA